AUGGUGAGCCCGGCCAUGCUAAAGGGCAUGAACACCGAGGUGUACGGUGAAGGUCAUCCCUUUGGCGAUCCGUCGUGGUACCAGGCGUACAACACGCCCUAUUACAACGACAGCCACAAGCAGUUCCGCAAGUUGAUGCGAGAGUAUGUCGACGAACAUGUCAUGUCCAACGUGCAUGACUGGGACGAGAAGGGUGUCAUUCCCAAGGAGAUGUAUCUGGAAGCCGGAAAGCAGGGGACCUUGGCCUUGUGCAUCGGACGGCCUUGGCCAGAGAAGUACUACGGCAAGGCCCCAUGGGGCUUCGAGCCGGACUAUUUCCACGAGCUGAUCAUGUACGACGAGAUGUCGCGUACCGGCUCAGUUGGCUUUCAAUGGGGCAUCGCCGGAGGCACGACCAUUGGCCUACCGCCGGUGUACCACCACGGCAGCGAGGAGUUAAAGCAGCGGGUGAUGCCUCCAUGCGUGAAGGGUGAGAAGGUCUGCUGCCUUGCCAUCACCGAGCCUACCGCCGGCAGUGAUGUGGCCAACUUGAAGUGCAGCGCCAAGCUGGAGGGCGACCACUACAUUCUCAAUGGCGAGAAGAAGUGGAUCACCAACGGCAUCUUCGCCGACUACUUCACUGUGGCGUGCCGCACCGGAAAGCCUGGUGUAGGUGGCAUCAGCUUGCUGCUUGUGGAGAAGGACAUGCCUGGUGUGGAGACGAGGAAGAUGAAGUGCUCCGGUGCAUGGUCUUCCGGCACCACCUACAUCACCUUUGACGAUGUCAAGGUGCCAAAGGGAAACCUGCUCGGCAAGGAGGGCAAGGGCUUCCAGUACAUGAUGCAGAACUUCAACCACGAGCGUUUCGCCUUCUGCGCUAUGAGCACGCGCUUCGCUAGGGUUUGCUUGGAAGACUCUUUGAAGUUCGCCGGCAAGCGCAAGACCUUCGGCAAGACUCUCAUCCAGCACCCCGUGAUUCGGUGGAAGGUGGCGGAAAUGGCCCGCCAAAUCGAAGCGACCCACAACUGGCUGGAGUGGAUCACCUUCCAGCUGAACACCAUGCCUAAGCUUGAGGCCAUGCUGAAGCUCGGAGGGCAUACGGCUCUGUGCAAGGUGCAGUGCACCAAGGUCAUGGAAUACUGCGCACGAGAGGCCGCCCAAAUCUUCGGAGGCUUGUCCUACUCGCGGGGUGGUCAAGGAGAGAAGGUCGAACGAUUGAACCGAGAAGUCCGAGCCAUGGCGAUUCCGGGAGGCUCCGAGGAGAUCAUGCUCGACCUUGGCGUGAAGCAGUCGACGAAGCUCGCCCAGAUGGCAAAGAUGUUCGCUGAAUCCGCACCCCAGCCGGCCGCUGCCAAGCUCUAG
Messenger RNA from Symbiodinium sp. CCMP2592, 1341 nucleotides. The record is from the annotation of a GenBank genome assembly. NCBI's taxonomy places the organism in Eukaryota, Dinophyceae, Suessiales, Symbiodiniaceae.